AAUGCCGUGCUGUGCCGAUAAUCGUUGUCCAGCGCACAGUAAGAGACAGCGUGGCAGAAGCUGCUGGCGCUCAGCAGAUCGUGUUAUAAGCUGCUGCUAUGAGAAUGAAGAGAUGUCAAAGGUGACUCAUCCUGAUGAGUUGUUUUUGGAUCUGUAAUUUGACGCAGCCCGGGUUGAUUUUGUGAUGAAGGUGCGCUGAGCUCGCAUGAACCUCGGAGUCUCUAUCCGGACGGUAAGGUGUAUUAUAUCUCGAGAGAUUGUUUGCGCGUCUGUCAAGCCUCGGAGCCGGAGCUGGAGAACCACACGCGCGCGCGAGAGAGACAGAGAGAGAGUCAGGCGGGUUUUCACGAUUUAAUGAGUAUUAAAGUGCUGCCGGUUGGACAAUGAAGAAGUUCUUCGAUGGCCGACGGGAGAUGGUGGGCUCCGGGCCCGCGUCUGGAGCCGCUGCGGGGGGCGGCGCGGGGUCCGGCGCGUUUAUCGGACGCGUUUUCUCCAUCGGACGAUAUCAGGUGACCGCGGAGGAGACUGUGGCGGAGGGUGGUUUUGCUAUCGUAUUUCUGGUGAGGACUCAUCAGGGCAUCCGUUGUGCACUGAAGAGAAUGUAUGUCAACAAUGAACAUGACCUUCAAGUAUGCAAGAGGGAAAUUCAGCUUAUGGUGAGACAUUCCCUUAUGCACAGUUCUUCACCUGCCGUAUGUGGGCAGGUUGUGAACCUGAUGAACCAGCGCUUGCAGACUGGAUUCAGUGAGACGGAGGUGCUGCAGAUCUUCUGUGACACAUGUGAAGCUGUCGCUCGACUACAUCAGUGCAAAACCCCCAUCAUCCACCGGGACCUCAAGGUGGAGAACAUCUUACUGCAUGACAGAGGACAUUAUGUGUUGUGUGACUUUGGCAGUGCCAUUAACCGCUCCCAGAACCCACAAACAGAAGGUGUGGCGGCUGUAGAAGAAGAAAUCAAGAAGUACACUACUCUUUCAUACCGGGCCCCAGAAAUGGUGAAUCUAUAUGGGGGUAAAGUUAUCACUACUAAAGCAGAUAUAUGGGCUUUGGGCUGCUUGUUGUAUAAGUUGUGUUACUUCACUUUGCCGUUUGGAGAGAGUCAGGUGGCCAUCUGUGACGGCAGCUUCACCAUCCCAGACAACUCCCGCUACUCGCACGACAUGCACUGUCUCAUCCGUCACAUGCUUGAGCCAGACCCUGACAUAAGGCCAGAUAUCUACCAGGUGUCAUAUUUCGCCUUUAAACUGGCACGGAAAGAAUGCCCAGUACAGAAUAUCCACAAUUCACCCAUUCCAGCAAAACUCCCAGAGCCAAUCAGAGCCAGUGAGGCCGUGGCUAAGAAGAGUCAAAACAAAGCCAGGCUCUCUGAUCCAAUCCCUACGACUGAGACAUCCAUAGCGCCACGGCAGCGUCCCAAGGCUGGUCAAGCUCAACCAAUCGCAGGCAUCCUGCCCAUCCAACCAGCCCUCACCCCACGCAAAAGAGCCAGUGCACCUGCAGGACCCAGCCAGCCAAUCAGUGUUAACAUGGCUUCCCAGCCUGUUGCCCUAUCGCAGAUUCCUGUCACUCAGCAACAAGCCACUCCCUCUCCACCCCAGACCACACCCCAGCACGCACAACUUUUUGUGCAGCAGCAAAAUACAGCCUUCUUUACUGCUCAACAACAGCAGCAUCACUCAACGCAGACCUCCGUCUUACCUGCACAAUCGGUUGCAUCAUCCUCCACUCCUGUUUCUACACAGUCUAAACCUAAGAACAGGGCUCCCCCUCCACCCAUACACCACCCUCAAACCAACCGCCUGACAACAUUAUCAGCAACGGCCCCAGCUUCGCCUGCAGAGUGUUCACAUAGUAAUAGUGUAGAUGGAGAUUUCACUGCGACCAUGUCUGCCCAACCUAAAACCAAAGCUAUGGCACCUCCGCCCCCCACAUCACACGCCUCCACCCUUCCUCCGCCUAAAUCCGCUUCAGCACCAUCCACUGACUCUGAAGUGGACCCAGAGCAGAGGUCUGUCGGCGGAAGUCGUGGGGUGCAUAAAGUCGGCUCCUUGACUCCACCCUCUUCUCCCAAGACGGCCCCAAAAGGAGGCCACAGACGAAUUCUGAGUGAUGUCACACACAGCACCAUAUUUGGAGUUCCUGUGAGCAAGUCCACUCAACUGCUUCAAGCUGCUGCUGCAGAGGCCAGCCUUAACAAGUCUAAGUCAGCUAGCACCACUCCCUCUGGUUCUCCAUGUUCAUCACAGCAGAGUGUUUAUCAGUCAGGUGAGGCUUCGGGACCCUCGGCUGGAGCCACAGCAUCCUGGAACCCCUUUGGCGAUGACAAUUUCUCUAAACUCACAGCAGAAGAGCUGCUCAACAAGGAUUUUGCCAAACUGGAUGCUAAGACCGCAGAGAGACCCUGUCCUGAAAAUCUGAUUUCUGGGUUGCAGUCUGUGUCUUCCAAUAAAGGCUUUCUCCAGGGAGGAGCUGGGAUGGAUUCUCUGAUCCCUGGUCUGGAUCCUCUACAGACUGAUCCUGGGUCAGCUGCAAUACCAGACUCUUUGGUUGGACAGGAUUCUCUUUUGGAUGGGCCGCUUCUCUCCCACCCCUCCACUGGUGGUCUAAUACUGGCCUCAUCCCCCUCAUCUCUCCCUGCACCAUCUUUGGACCAGUUUACUACUACUGCUUUGAGCAGUGGACAGUACCACCAGGGCUCUGAUCCAGCUCACCUGCUCUCAGUCGUCCAGUCCUCUGAGACUGGGGUCCAAAGCGCCGAUAACCAGUUUGACCCAAUUCCAGUGCUUAUCUCCAAAAGCUCCAGCCAAGGUGGUCACUCGCGCAGCAACAGUGGCAGUUCUGAGACCAGUCUGCCCUCGCUGGCACGCUCCCUUCUGCUGGUGGACCAACUCAUCGACUUGUAGAGGAAACAGAGAGAGAGAGAGGCAGAUGAAUA
Molecule: messenger RNA, 2935 nt
Organism: Sinocyclocheilus grahami
Lineage: Eukaryota; Metazoa; Chordata; Actinopteri; Cypriniformes; Cyprinidae
Product: AP2-associated protein kinase 1-like
Exons: 18
Coding region: 384-2903 (839 amino acids)
Biological process (GO): protein phosphorylation
Molecular function (GO): ATP binding; protein kinase activity
Source: RefSeq, a predicted model, not a curated record